GAAGAUACUCAAUUUAUGAACAUAGGGAUCCAUUAUUUUUAGAUUAUAUUUUUGAGAGCGUUCUGUGUAUUUAUCGUAGUUACUCACAUCGCAGCGAGCAACGACAUCAAUGCCCCAGAACUUGUUGCGAAAGUGGUUGGAGGGGUUCUUAGCCUCCUUUUCAAUGGUUUUAUUGAGUGAGAUUGGGGAUAAGACAUUCUUUAUUGCCUGUUUGAUGUCCAUGAGGCAUUCAAAAAUAUCUGUCUACAUCGGAGCAGUUUUUGCCUUAGCCGCCAUGACGAUUUUCUCGACGUUGAUGGGUGUUAUGGUUCCUAAUGUUGUAUCCGUUCGUGUUACUCAAGCAUUAGCGGUAUUUCUCUUCUUUAUGUUUGGCAUCAAGAUACUUUACGAGGAGUUGAUGACAGGAAAAAAUUCUGAUGAAGAGAAUGAAGAUGAACUAGCUGAAGCUGCAGCAGCGCUUCGCCGGCGAGAUCCACUCGAUGCUGUAGAGACAGGAAGCGUGGGGACCUCCGUGUACACCAGUCCGUCCGCCAAACGCUGGCGCAAGUUGCUCAAUCCUGUGAUGGUAGAGGCUUUCACAUUGACAUUUCUUGCGGAAUGGGGUGAUCGUAGCCAAAUAGCAACCAUCGCAUUGGCUGCUUCGAAGGACGCAUAUGCAGUUACAAUUGGUGGCGUGCUGGGCCAUGCUAUCUGUACUUGUGGCGCUGUGUUAUGUGGAAAACUCAUAGCGCAGAGAAUAUCAAUAAAAUCUGUGAAUAUAUUGGGUGGAAUCUUGUUUAUUUUCUUCGGUUUAGGAACCCUAUACGAAGUGUUAACCAGAUCUCAUGAAAUUGAAAAGACACAUCAGGUCAAGCCUAUUUCAGAAUAAUGCCGAUUUCUAGUUGACAGGUAGUAGAAAUCACAGUAUUUUAGUCUUUGCUUAAAAGGCAUAUUUUUCUUCUCUCAGUUGGAAAGGAUGAUUAUGAAGUUAACCAAAUAAUAAUGUUUAUCAAAAUAACUGCUAUCUUACUUGCCAUGUUUGUUCUAGAAUUUUAAUGUGAAGCAUAUUUUCACAAACUUUUAUGGAUGGAUAUACAUAUAUAUUAUCGGUGAGUUUUUUUUUUGUUGCUACCGAUUGGAUCGCCUGACAUCAGCGGAUAUUCUUUGUGGUAAAUUUGAAGUUCAAGUAUAGUCUAUAUACACUAAGCGAGUUUGUUUACAUAUAUAGAGAGGUACUCUUGAAUUUUUAGACCAUUGGAUAUCUACAAAUGAAUUGUUUUUUAUUCGUGCUAAGAAAGGUGAUUUGAUCGAGCAUAGUAAAAAUUAAAGGUACUUAAAUAAAUAGAUUCGAUGCUAAUUACGUGCUCCUGUCUCACUCUUUCAUGUAUAGUGUAACUGAUGGGUUCAGUACGAAUAUUCUUCGUGUGUGUUGGGUGGUAAAAAAACA
This is a messenger RNA of Phytomonas sp. EM1, 1426 nucleotides long. The record is from the annotation of a GenBank genome assembly. Lineage: Eukaryota; Euglenozoa; Kinetoplastea; Trypanosomatida; Trypanosomatidae.